UCUUGCGGCCCCUCGCCGUUUAGGUCACCUUCCGGGCGGGUUUGAAUCCGCUGGGGACUAGAUUCAGGUGGGUUAGUGCGACUCGAUCCGGUGAGUCCCCGGACUCGACGCGAUGAUGCUGAUAAGCGUUUGCUGUCGAGGCGGCGGCUCACUCCGUGCUCCUUGGUGAUGUCGAAUCGGUGGUUGCUGGAUGUGGUUUUGAUCGUGCGGUGGUGCCACAUACAACUUGUUCGAUUAACUUCGGCUCGUGCUUGUGAAUUGGGCGCGUCUGUUCAUGCGGAUCUCUCUCUCUGUUACUGAUCAGUAGCAGGCCUAUUGCAGGGUUAAAUGGCAAAUAGAGCAAGAUGGAUGAUGAAGUACGAAAAGGGUCUUGUUGAUAUACUUCAUGAGAACAAUAAUUCACACUAUCGUACCCCAAACGGUUGGAGAACCGAUGGGUGGAGGAAAAUUGUUAGGGAUUUCACUGUGAGGUACCCUGAAGCAAAGUUUAGUAAACCGCAAAUCCAGGAACAUGAGACUCAAUUGAAGAAAGACUAUAAAUUGAUAAAAUCUGUCCUCCAACGUGAUGGCGUCUCAUGGGACCAGAGUGCAUCCAUGGUUAGAGCAACAGAUGAAAUCUGGGAUGAGAUAAUCGAGGAAAUGCCCAAGGCACGAAAGUACCAAAGCAAGAGCUUUCCGUUGCUUGACUCACUUGAGCUGUUAUUUGAUGGUCCUAUUCCUGAAGGGGAACAGAAAUCGCCUUCCAGCAUACCUCAGAAUGUUGGUGGAAAUGACGAUGGAGGCAACAAUAUUAGCACAGUCCCAGGCUUGUCUGAAAGACCUAGUGGUGCCUCAUGGGACAAGAGUGCAUGGAAUAAUAUUAGCUUACUUCAGCAGACAGCAUUAGGACCCCAAGGUAUAGACGAUAUCGACAUGCUGCAAAAUCGUGAUGAAGAGGUGCUGGAGCUACUACAACAUGGUGCGGACCGAAGGCCACAAAGAGCUGAUGAACAGGCACAGUCAAGUUCUUGUGUAGAACUACAGAGAGACAGGCGCAAGAAGCGGAAGGUCCCAGACGUCCAGCAGAUCAUGGAGACCUACUUGAAUUUCAGAAUGAAGCAAGCUCGCGUCAAAGAACAAAGAGCAAAGGAUGUUGAUCAGUUCACGAUUUCUAGCUGUAUCAAGGCUCUGCACCCUAUGCCAGAUGUGUCGGAUGAGGUCAAGGUAUUAGCCUCUGAUGUUUUCAAGGACCCUGAGAACAGGGAGAUCUUUCUUUCCUAUGAACCUAGGCUGCGCACCUUGUGGCUGAAGAGAGAAGUUGGCAAGCUACUCUCCUGAUAGUGGUCUUAGCCUCUUAGGUUGGUCUGUUGGUGUGGAGAAGUGGCAGCCCUUGCUUGUUCUUGUUUGUUGUCAGUCAUCGAUUCUGGAGGUUGCUAUUUUAGGCCUAGGCUUCAUUAUAACAAACUCUGUUAGUAAUUUUAACUUGUUCCAUGUGCAGUGCGUCACUGUGCUUCCUGAGAUGUAGUCAUUCAUGACCAAUGUUGUGCUUGCGGCGUGUAGUGCUUCCAAAA
Messenger RNA from Sorghum bicolor (sorghum), 1550 nucleotides. Its product is annotated as L10-interacting MYB domain-containing protein. Lineage: Eukaryota; Viridiplantae; Streptophyta; Magnoliopsida; Poales; Poaceae. The transcript has 4 exons. The coding region runs from base 328 to 1317 and encodes 329 amino acids. The record is from RefSeq and is a predicted model, not a curated record.